AUGCUUCUUUCAUCGGUUAUGGUUAAUAGCGAGAUUCCAAUAGUGUAUGCGACACCUUUUGUGGUGUCAUCUCCAAAUACCGUGCAGUUUGUGAUCGCUACGUCUCAAUCUCAGGGGUUUGCAUGGAACCAGGAUAUAUUCGCGUCGCAGUACCAACAAAUGUGCAAAGUGGCAUUUGACGGCCAUGAGGAUCACGCCGACACAGUCUUGAAGCGAGUACGAUCGCUGGUGCAGGGCGACGGCGCUGCGUCAUUUAAUGAUAGUGUGUUUGACGAGGAGGAUCAAGAUAUGGAUGGCAAAGACCAGUAUCUGAGUAGGAGAGUCUCACAGGAGCUGACGCGGCCUCGUAGACGCUCCGAAAGGACUAUCAGCUUCACGUCUGACUCCAAAAAUGGCAGCUAUCAGAGAACAGAGUCCGUGAUCAUUGACGUUGGCGCCGACACAGAGGAAAACCGGUACUAUAGAUCACUGCUUUCCAAUUCGUGA
Messenger RNA from Lachancea thermotolerans CBS 6340, 486 nucleotides. It is a transcript of the gene UGX2, whose product is annotated as Ugx2p. NCBI's taxonomy places the organism in Eukaryota, Fungi, Ascomycota, Saccharomycetes, Saccharomycetales, Saccharomycetaceae. The transcript has a single exon. Bases 1 to 486 code for a protein of 161 amino acids. The record is from RefSeq and is a predicted model, not a curated record.